This is a messenger RNA of Gambusia affinis (western mosquitofish), 1094 nucleotides long. RefSeq names its product mitochondrial ribosomal protein L20 (gene mrpl20). Gene Ontology annotation, cellular component: ribosome. Gene Ontology annotation, molecular function: rRNA binding; structural constituent of ribosome. The coding region runs from base 140 to 586 and encodes 148 amino acids. The record is from RefSeq and is a predicted model, not a curated record. The transcript is spliced from 4 exons. NCBI's taxonomy places the organism in Eukaryota, Metazoa, Chordata, Actinopteri, Cyprinodontiformes, Poeciliidae. Gene Ontology annotation, biological process: ribosomal large subunit assembly; translation.
CAGCGUGAUCCAGUCGUAUUGCUGCGUCUGAUAACUGAACUCGCAUAACACAGGUGUUGCGAAGUUAAGGUCAUUUCAGACAGUUGUUUCGUUUCCUAACAAAAGAGGACGAACUGGGCCGAGGUGACGGGAAAGUAUAAUGGUAUUUUUAACGUUAUCUUGCUGGAUCCGCAACCGUGGACCCGACAGGUACUGGAAAGUACAGGAACUGCUUAAACAUGCGCGGCACUUCAGAGGGAGGAAGAACCGCUGCUACAAACUGGCCGUGCUGGCCGUCAGGAGGGCUUUCGUCUAUGCCACUAAAGGUCGAAAGCUUAAAAAGCGCAACAUGAGGACGCUGUGGAUCACACGCAUUGCAGCAGCAACACGAGAGCACAACAUGAAGUAUCCUAUCCUCAUCCACAACCUCAACAAGUGCAGCGUUCAGCUUAACCGUCGCGUAAUCAGCGACAUUGCCAUCACGGAGCCUCGGACCUUCCUGUCGCUGGCGAAGCUGGCUCGAGCUCGGCAGCAGGAAGGUUUCCGAGCGGCGCUGGGAGACGGCAAAGAGCCUCCAGGUGUCCUCUCCAGAGUUAUGCUGCAGUAAAAAGAGUGACUUCAGUCAUGGAUUCAAGGAGCUGUGUUGUUCAGAGACAUGAACCUUACUUUUGUCAUUUCAUCAGUAUAUUUUACAUGUAAAAUAUCUUAAAAAUCGUAUUUCCUCAUGUGCCGCUUCAUCAGAACGAUAAAGUCAGACUCGUGUGUGUCAGUCAGAUGUCAGUCUUGUUGAUAAUCUUCCUUGGAUUCCUGAAGAACUCUGUCACUGGAUGAAGUAAAACGUUUGUUCUUGAAGCAGAGUUAACAUGGAAGUCUUUCAGUGCUGGGGUCCCAACAACAUGGAGAUGUUUAUUUAAAAAAACAAAACAUUACAACAAUGCAACAAAAAAGUGUCCAAAAUCACAUCUUUAAUGGAGAAUAUGUUCACUCAUGACUGGGUUUGAAUUUGCAACCUGCAACUUCUGAUUUGAUUCUACUUUUUGUUUCAGUGUAUAUAUUCUUUCUUGUGGUGAGAAUGUAAAGAUGCUUUAUUCAUUAAACAUUUUUAUAUAUAUUGA